GGGCGGGGCGCGCCUGCGGCGAUGAUGGGCGGCCAUGGCCCGGGCGGGCUGCUCCAGCGGCACGGCGGCCGCGGCGGCGCGGGUGGGGGGCGCGGGGCGGCCGGAGCCGUGGGAGCUGUCCCUGGAGGAAGUGCUGAAGGCCUACGAGCAACCCAUCAACGAAGAGCAGGCGUGGGCCGUGUGCUUCCAGGGCUGCCGCGGGCUGCGGGGUGCGCCGGCGGGUCGGCGGCGCAUCCGGGACACGGCGGACAUUCUCCUGCGCAGGGACGGCUCCGUGGGCGCGCGGCGGGAGCCCGGCGCCGCGGAGCCCACAACGAUGGUGGUUUCACCCGCCAGCUCAGAAGCCCAGAUGGUGCAGUCGUUGGGCUUUGCCAUCUACCGCGCGCUGGACUGGGGGCUGGACGAGAGCGAGGAGCGCGAGCUCAGCCCGCAGCUGGAACGGCUCAUCGACCUCAUGGCCAACAAUGACAGCGACGAUGGCGGCUGCGGGGCGGCAGACGAGGGCUAUGGGGGCCCCGAGGAGGAGGAGGAGGCCGAGGGUGGGCCCCGCGCCGUGCGCACCUUCGCCCAGGCCAUGCGGCUGUGCGCCUCACGUCUGACCAACCCCCGGGGUGCACAAGCCCACUACCAGGCCGUGUGCCGCGCACUCUUUGUGGAGACACUGGAGCUGCGGGCCUUCCUCACGAGGGUCCGGGAGGCCAAGGAGAUGCUGCAGAAGCUUCGGGAGGAUGAGCCGCAGGCAGAGAAGCCCCUGGUGGAGCUUGACAACCUAGGGCGCACGGACUGGGCCCGACUGUGGGUCCAGCUCAUGCGGGAACUCCGCCAUGGGGUGAAGCUCAAGAAGGUGCAGGAGCAUGAGUUCAACCCCCUGCCCACCGAGUUCCAGCUCACGCCCUUCGAGAUGCUGAUGCAGGACAUCCGUGCUAGGAACUACAAGCUGCGCAAGGUCAUGGUCGAUGGAGACAUCCCUCCCAGGGUAAAGAAGGACGCCCACGAACUCAUCCUCGACUUCAUCCGCUCUCGGCCUCCGCUGAAGCAGGUCUCCGAGAGAAGGCUUCGCCCCUUACCCCAGAAGCAGAGGACCCUGCACGAGAAGAUCCUGGAGGAAAUCAAGCAGGAGCGGAGGCUGCGCCCAGUUGGGGGGUUUGGUUCUCUGCCAUGCAUCCUCAACGCCUGCUCCGGGGAUAUCAAGUCCACUUCCUGCAUCAACCUGUCCAUCACGGAUGCUGGGAGCAGUGCUCAGCGCUCGCGGCCCCGGGUACUGCUCAAGGCGCCCACCUUGGCUGAGAUGGAGGAGAUGAACACGUCUGAGGAGGAAGAGUCUCCGUGUGGGGAGGUGACACUGAAGCGGGACCGCUCUUUCUCGGAGCACGACCUGGUCCAGCUCCGGAGCGAAGUGGCCUCUGGCCUGCAGCCAGCCACUCAGCCCCCAGGAGGGUUGGAGCCAUCCCAGCCCCGCGUGGGCAGCGUGCAUGCCUGGAGGCCAAGCAUCCAGGAGCAGGGUUCCUUCCCUGUGAGCAUCCAGUCCCAGCCUGACUCCAGCUCCCUCCCACACAGUGACCUGGGAUCAACAGAGGAGGAUAGGCCGAAGGAGGACAGGCAGGAAGCCUCCGAGGCCUCAGACGCCAAUCACCUGUGGCUGGAGUUCAGCCACCCCGUGGAGAGCCUCGCUCUGACCGUGGAGGAGGUGAUGGAUGUGCGCCAAGUGCUGGUGAAGGCUGAGAUGGAGAAGUUCCUGCAGGACAAGGAGCUCUUCAGCAGCCUGAAGAAGGGGAAGAUUUGCUGCUGCUGCCGAACCAAGUUCUCACUGUUCUGCUGGCCACCCACCUGUCUCUUUUGCAAGAGAAAGAGUUUACUGACCCCAUGCUAAAGGCUUAAAGGAACAGCAUCAGGAAUGGUGUCUUCCCACCGGCCAUUGUGGAAAUGUUGUAAUCUGUAGGCCACUGCGUGGGAUACACAGAAGGCCUUGCCUCACUAGUGGGAGUAGGUACUCCUAGCUGAGCAUUGCUCCAGACCUAACCAAUCACAAAAGCAAGACCUGGAAGGACCAAACUAUUCCCAAGUAUCUUAACUGCUUCCCAGAACAAAGCUCAAGAAUAGGAAUAAAAAAGUAUCCAGCACCCAGCAAGAUAAAACAUCUAGCAUCCAAUCAAAGAUUAUCAGACAUGUCACCACGUAGGAAAACAUGACCCAUGAUGAGAGAAAUCAAUCAAAAUCACCCACAACUGAUGCAGAUGUUAGAAUUAGCAGAUAAGGACAUUAAUAGUUUUGAAAUGCAUUUCAUAUGUUUAAAAAGUUAGAGACAUGGAAGAUAUAAAGAAGACACAAAUCAAACCUCUACACAUGAAAACUAGAAUGUAUGGGAUGAAAAUUACGCUGGAUGAGGUUAAUGGCACAUAAGACAUUCAGAAGAAUGUGCAGAAGAAAAGAUUAGUCAAGUUGAAGACACAGCAAUAGAAACUAUCCAAAAUGAAAACACUGAGAGAAAAAAGAAUAUAAAAAAUGAAAAAGGCAUCAAUGAGUUGUGGGAUAAUGUUAAAAACUCUAAUAUAGGUGUAAGUAGAGUUCCCAAAGGAGAAGUGGGGGACAGAAAAAGUAUCUGAAGAAAUAAUGGCUAAAAAAAUUUUCAAAAUUUGAUAAAAAAUAUAAACCCACAAGAAACUCAGUGAACCCCAAGCACAAGAAACAGGAAUAAAAUCCCACCAAGGCACAUAGUAAUCAAUUUGAUCAAAACAAGUGAUAAAGAGAAAUUCUUAAAAUCAGCCCUCAAAGACAUGUUAUGUAUGUUAUGUACAGAGGAAAGACAAAGAUGACUGCAGAUUUCUCGUUGGAACAAUGCAAGCAACAUCUUUAAAGUACUGAAAGAAGAAAAAAAGCUGUCAGUCUGGAAUUCUAUACCCAGCAAGAAUAUGUUCAAAAACAAAGGCAAAAGUAAAGACAUUUCCAGAAAUACAAAAGCCAAAAGAAUUCUUCACCAGCAAAGCCACACUAAAACAAAUGUUACACGAGGUCCUUCACAUAGAAGGAAAAUGAUACCAGAUGGAAAUUGUUAUUUUGUUUUUUUGUUUUUUUUGUGUGAGGAAGAUUAGCCCUGAGCUAACAUCUGUUGCCAGUCCUCCUCUUUUCUGCUGAGGAAGACUGGCCCUGGGCUAACAUCCAUGCCCAUCUUCCUCCACUUUAUAUGGGAUGCCGCCACAGCAGAGCACACACACUUAACUGCUACGCCACUGGGCCGGCCCCCCAGAUGGAAAUCUGAAUCUAUACAAAGGAAUGAAGAACACCAGAAGUAGCAACUACUAAGACAAAUAUAUAAGAUUAUUUUCUUAAAACUUUUUAAAAGGUAAACCAAUAUCCAGGACCCAACAAGGUAAAAUUCAGUGUCUGGCAUCCAAUCAAAGAUUACCAGGCAUGCCAAAAAAACAUAAAUAACAAUGUAUUGUGGGGUUUAUAACAUAUCUAUAAGUAAAAAGUAUCAUAACAAUAGCAUUAAGGCCAGGGAAUGGGGGGAAAUUGGAAAUAUGCUAUUUUAAGUUUCUUAUACUGUAGAUGAAGUGGUAAAAUAUUACUUGAAGGUAAACUGUGAUAAGUUAAAGACAUAUACUAUAAGACUGAAAGCAACCGCUAAAAUAACAAAACAGAAGAAUAGCUUAUAAGUCAACAAAGAAGAUAAAAUGGAAUCAUAAAAAAUACUUGAUUAAUACAGGAGGCACAAAAAGGAAAAGGGAACAAAGAACAAAUAGGACAAAACAAAACAAAUAGCAAGAUGACAGACUUACACCCAACAAGAUCAGUAAUUGCAUUAACUAUAAAUGGUCUAAACAACCCAAUUAAAAGGCAGAGUUUCCCAGAUUGAGUAAAGAAAGCAAGACAGACUGCUGCCUACAAGACAUGUACUUUAUUUAUUUAUUUAUUUUGCUGAGGAAGGUUUGCCCUGAGCUAACAUCCGCUGCCAGUCUUCCUCUUUUUGUGUGGGUCACUGCCACAGCAUGGCCACUGACAGACAAGUGGUGUAGGUCCGUGCCUGGGGACCGAACCUGGGUUGCCAAAGCAGAGCGCACUGAACUUAACCACUAGGCUACGGGGGCUGGCCCAAGACAUGUACUUUAAAUAAAAAGACACAAAUUGGUUAGAAGGAGAAGG
Messenger RNA from Diceros bicornis minor, 4140 nucleotides. It is a transcript of the gene SPIRE2, whose product is annotated as spire type actin nucleation factor 2. The transcript is spliced from 13 exons. Lineage: Eukaryota; Metazoa; Chordata; Mammalia; Perissodactyla; Rhinocerotidae. Gene Ontology annotation, biological process: intracellular transport; actin nucleation; establishment of meiotic spindle localization. Gene Ontology annotation, cellular component: cytoplasmic vesicle membrane; cell cortex. The record is from RefSeq and is a predicted model, not a curated record. Bases 35 to 1870 code for a protein of 611 amino acids. Gene Ontology annotation, molecular function: actin binding.